Rattus rattus (black rat) is the source of this 2035-nucleotide messenger RNA. Its product is annotated as sodium-dependent glucose transporter 1C-like. The coding region runs from base 124 to 1830 and encodes 568 amino acids. The transcript has 5 exons. The record is from RefSeq and is a predicted model, not a curated record. NCBI's taxonomy places the organism in Eukaryota, Metazoa, Chordata, Mammalia, Rodentia, Muridae.
GCGCCUGCGCGGUGGGAAGGCUUCCUUCCCGGGUUCUGCUCGCGCGGGCUGGGCCCGGCGGAGUUCGCCCCCGGGGAGAUUCUGGGGCUCCAGGGCGGGGCGGGACACCUCCCUGCACACCCGAUGCCCGGUGCACGGAGCUCGGCUGGUGGAGCCGCCACGCUGGAGUUGGAGCUGGAGUUCGGUGGGGCCGGAGGGCAGCGGCUCCUCCAAGCCGGCCCGGGCGCAGAGAAUGAGUCGGAAGCUGUGGCCUCUGUGCGGAGUAGCCGUGCCCAGAGCGUGCUGCGCUGGUUCACCACCGUGGUGCUGUGUGCCGCCUUCCUGGGGCUGGGAUUGAGUGUUGCUAUCCUGGGACCCACCUUUCCAGACUUGGCAAGGAACGUGAACAGAAACAUCAGCAGCCUGUCUCUGAUCUUUGUGGGCCGGGCCUCGGGUUAUUUAUGUGGCUCUAUGAUUGGAGGAGUCCUUUUUGGCUGUAUAAACCAUUUUUUACUUUUGGGAAUGUCCCUUUCUGCUACCACAGUUGGUCUUUAUCUCAUGCCAUUCUGCAAGACAGCGGCCUUACUGAUCGUCAUGAUGUCUGUCUUCGGGGUCUCAAUGGGCAUUCUGGAUACAGGUGGGAACGUCCUCAUCUUGGACCUUUGGGGGGACAAAGGAGCCCCACAUAUGCAGGCCUUGCACUUCAGUUUUGCCUUGGGUGCCUUUCUGGCUCCCCUGCUGGCUAAAUUGGCCUGGGGUAGCACAGCAUCUGCUCAGAACCACACCGAGUCUGACUUUGACCCUCUAAUGCUGAACCGAUCCUCCGAAGGCUCCACAGACUCUGUGUUCGCGGUACCUGAUGACAUGAAUCUGCUGUGGGCAUACGCUUCCAUCGGAACCUAUGUUCUAGUAGUUUCUGUCUUCCUGUUCGGUCUGUUUUGUAAGAAACACUCAAAGCAGAAAAAAUCCACAGUGUCUGCCCAGGGAACUCGAAGAGCUAAAUACCACAGGGCCCUGCUAUGCCUCCUCUUUCUCUUCUUCUUCUUCUACGUGGGAGCUGAGGUGACCUAUGGCUCUUACGUAUUCUCCUUCGCCACCACCCAUGUUGGCAUGGAAGAGAGCAAGGCAGCUGGCUUGAACUCCAUCUUCUGGGGGACCUUCGCAGCCUGCAGGGGCCUGGCCAUCUUCUUUGCGACAUGCUUACAGCCUGGGACCAUGAUUGUGGUGAGCAACAUCGGCAGCCUGGCCUCAUCUUUCUUUCUGGUGCUUUUUGACAAGAGCCCUCUUUGCCUCUGGAUCGCGACUUCUGUGUAUGGAGCCUCGAUGGCAGCCACGUUCCCCAGCGGCAUCUCCUGGAUUGAGCAGUACACCACCUUAACUGGGAAAUCCGCAUCCUUCUUUGUCAUUGGUGCUGCCCUGGGAGAAAUGGCGGUUCCUGCAGUGAUCGGAAUUCUUCAGGGACACUACCCAGACCUGCCAGUAGUUCUGUACACGGGUCUGGGCUCGGCCCUAUUCACGGCUGUUUUAUUUCCUGUGAUGUAUAAAUUGGCCACCGUACCCCUGGAACGCCAGCGCAAAGGAAGAAGGAAGAGCGAGGACCAGAAGGCUUUGCUCUCCAGCUCCGAGCUACAUGACUGUGAGGAAGAAAUCGAGGAGGAGGAGGAUGCAGAAAAGUGGAACGAAAUGGAUUUUGAAGUGGUUGAGAUGAAUGAUCCGGUACAGGGGCCCGUAAGGGGGACGUCUGGGGAUGUGAUGGGGCCCACAGCUGAGGACUCCGAUCAGUUCCUUCCAGAUGCACUGAGUUUUGAGCCCCUUUCAGCCAGCAGCAGCAAUUCUCUUGCGAAUCAUUAGGACAAAAGGGAAUAACCCUCCGGCGGCUCUGGCAGACUCUCAGGGUGUGCUUUGGCACUUGAAAUUUGUGUCUGUUUACAGGGAGCGUUGAAAUUGUUUGGAGAGUUCGGAAUUCUCAGUCUUGUGUAAACUACCGUUCGUUCUUGCGCACUAGGACUCUCGUGAGGAGACUGCCUUGUGGUCUCCAGCUUACAGAAGGCGUUUA